Molecule: messenger RNA, 1268 nt
Organism: Neodiprion fabricii
Lineage: Eukaryota; Metazoa; Arthropoda; Insecta; Hymenoptera; Diprionidae
Gene: eIF3h
Product: eukaryotic translation initiation factor 3 subunit H
Exons: 1
Coding region: 191-1201 (336 amino acids)
Cellular component (GO): eukaryotic translation initiation factor 3 complex; eukaryotic 43S preinitiation complex; cytosol
Molecular function (GO): metallopeptidase activity; translation initiation factor activity; protein binding
Source: RefSeq, a predicted model, not a curated record
UUUCUGACGUUUCCUUUUGAUCCGGGUCCGAUGGUUUUGGCUGUGCCCUGUUUCCGUCGUUCCUUCCUUCCUAACCUAGCUGAGUACCGUCCUCCAUCUGCCUAUCUAUCAAGCACGGUUUUUGUUAGAUUGAGUGGUUGAAAUUUGCAACGCUUUGUGCACAAGAGAGGUGAUUUUUUAAUUGAACAAAAUGGCAACGCGAGGGCAAUCGAGGAGGAUACCGGAGACGGAGUCCCGGAUAGAUUACGUUCAGACCGACGGUUUGGCAGUGAUGAAAAUGGUGAAACACUGUCAUGAAGAAUCCACGAGCAACAUGGAAGUCGCUCAGGGUGCUCUGCUUGGUUUGGUUGUCAACAAUCGGCUGGAGAUCACCAACUGCUUUCCGUUUCCCAAGAACGAUGAAACCAUGGAUGAAGAGGAAUAUCAACUUGCCAUGAUGCGCAGGCUGCGUAGAGUGAACGUCGACCACUUUCACGUCGGUUGGUACCAGAGCGCUGACGUUGGAAACUUUCUGAGCCAUCCUCUGUUGGAAUCGCAGUUUCACUAUCAGACAUCCAUCGAAGAGUCAGUGGUGGUUAUUUACGACACGGCCAAGUCUGCUAGGGGCUUUUUGACACUAAAGGCUUAUCGCUUGACUCCACAAGCGAUCCAAAUGUACAAGGAAGGAGAAUUUACGCCCGAUGCGCUGCGCACGUUAAAAAUUGGCUACGAAUCUCUAUUCGUCGAAGUGCCGAUUGUCAUAAAGAACAGCAAUCUUACAAACAUCAUGAUGUCUGAACUAGAGGAAAUGAUUCCCGAAGAAGAAGGAACCAAGUAUCUUGACCUCGGUACCGCUACGGUCCUGGAAAACCAGCUGAGGUGCUUGAUGGACAGAGUAGAUGAGCUGAACCAAGAAGCUAUUAAGUUCAACCGUCAUCAGCAUUUGGUUAUUCGUCAGCAACAAGACAAGAAUCGUUUGAUGCAAAAGCGAGCACAGGAGAACGCAGCCAGGGCUGCUAAGGACGAGGCGCCUCUACCCGAUGACGAUAUCAACAAGCUGCUCAGGCCGUUGCCUGUUCCCCCCAGGCUGAACCCCAUGAUCGUUGCUGGACAGAUAAACACCUAUAGUCAGCACAUAUCGCAGUUCUGUUCUCAAAGUUUGGCAAAGUUGUACAUCACCCAGAGUCUACAGAAUGCCAAGGAAUCCAAGUCUACCAAUUAAUCUGUAGUUUAUUGUGCAGAGACUUGUUGUAUUCCAUCGAAAACAAUAAAACUGUUUUCCUUUCAAA